CGCAAGGUGGCAGACGCUACUGAUUUCCUGUCACCUGGUGUCCAUCGGAGACACCAGCCCCAGGCCUGGUCUGUCUCACUCACCCUCCACGACCCGAGAAAGCAGAGGCAGCGUUCCGAACUGAGCCGCAAACAUCCCAAUCAGCCCUCGAGCCUCGAAGCCUCAGAGAGUCAGGAGUGCUGAGAACAAAAUGAUAACACCUCGAAAUUCCAUGAAUGGAGCUUUCCCAGCAGAGCCUCCAAAGGGCCCUAUUUCUAUGCAACCUGCUCAAAAAGUAAACUUGCAGAGGAUGUCAGCAGUGGGCCCCACACAGAGCUUCUUCAUAAAGGAAUCCAAGGCUCUAGGCGCCGUCCAGAUCAUGAACGGGCUCUUCCACCUUGCGCUGGGGGGCCUGCUGAUGAUCCCCACAGGUGUCCACGGACCCAUCUGUGUGGCUGUGUGGUACCCUCUCUGGGGAGGCAUUCUGUUCAUUGUUUCUGGAUCACUCCUGGUAGCUGCAGAGAAGACUUCCAGGAAGAGUCUGAUCAGAGUGAAAGUGAUCAUGAACUCGUUGACUCUCUUCGCGGCCAUUUCUGGAAUAAUCCUCUUGAUCAUGGACAUACUUAAUAUUAAACUUUCCCAUUUUUUAAAAAUGGAGAGGCUGGUUCUCAUUAAGACUCCCGUGCCAUACAUCAACAUAUACAACUGUGAGGAAAACUUGCCGGCCAAGCAGUACUGUUACCACAUACAGUCUGUGUUCCUGGGCAUUCUGUCAGUGAUGCUGCUCUUCGCCGUCUUCCAGAAGCUUGUGGCGGCUGGCAUUGUCGAGAAUGAAUGGAAAAGACUGUGCUCAAGACCCAAAGCCAACGUGGUUUUGCUGUCAGCUGAAGAGAAAAAAGAGCAGACAGUUGAAGUAAAGGAAGAGAUGGUUGAACUAAUUGAAGUGUCUUCCCAACCAAAACAUGAGGAAGAGAUUGAAAUUAUUCCAGUCCAAGAAGAGGAGGAAGAAACUGAAGUCAACUUUCCAGAACCUCCGCAAGACCAGGAGUCCUCCGCAGUAGAGGAUGAUAACUCGCCCUAAACUAUUUUCUCUGCUUCCUUUUUUUCUAAUUGCUAUUGUCUUCCCUAUAUAAGAACCUGAAAGAGUAAGUAAGAUCCAAUAUGUACCAUGAAAGGAAAGAAGCCCGCCUCUGCUUCCUGUUUCCACUCUUCAGGCACUAGGGCCUAUGGCUUCCAGCCACCGCUGAUCUAUGGAGAUCUUCCACAUCUCUUUUCCAUAUUUGCAUGUGUUUCCCGAGAGCCUCUGGUCUCUCUUAUUAUUCAGAAUGCAGCAAAUGUAGCUGGUAUUUUUGCAAUGUUUCUUGUUCACAGCAUCUUUCCUAUGUGGGAAAGAGGCAGAAUAAAU
Messenger RNA from Octodon degus (degu), 1384 nucleotides. RefSeq names its product membrane spanning 4-domains A1 (gene Ms4a1). Gene Ontology annotation, biological process: cell surface receptor signaling pathway. Bases 191 to 1060 code for a protein of 289 amino acids. The transcript has 7 exons. The record is from RefSeq and is a predicted model, not a curated record. Lineage: Eukaryota; Metazoa; Chordata; Mammalia; Rodentia; Octodontidae. Gene Ontology annotation, cellular component: external side of plasma membrane; plasma membrane.